Morus notabilis is the source of this 1336-nucleotide messenger RNA. RefSeq names its product protein DMR6-LIKE OXYGENASE 1. NCBI's taxonomy places the organism in Eukaryota, Viridiplantae, Streptophyta, Magnoliopsida, Rosales, Moraceae. The transcript has 5 exons. The record is from RefSeq and is a predicted model, not a curated record. Bases 76 to 1308 code for a protein of 410 amino acids.
CAACUUGCUCAUUUUCAUUCCCUUUAAAUUCUCCACAAUCCCUUUUAUUAUUCUUUUCUUUAAGGUUUGAUUUCCAUGUCUCCAACAAUGGUAAUGACUACUCGUGAUUUUGAAAGCCAGGUGCCAGCCUCCCCCUACCAGAAAGGAGUACAACACUUGUACGAAAGGGGCGUGAGUAAAGUACCUGACAAGUACAUUUUGCCUCUUCAAGAUCGACCCAACAAUGUUAAUGUUGCACUCAAAAAUGAAGCAAGAAUCGCCAAGAGUACUAACAAUAAUCUAAAGCUGCCCAUCAUAGAUUUUGCCGAGUUGCAAAGCCCCAAUAGGAGGCCACAAGUCCUCGAGUCCUUAGCCAAUGCUUGUGAACAAUAUGGAUUCUUUCAGUUGGUAAACCACGGCAUUCCAAGUGAUGUGAUAGGCAACAUGAUAGACGUGAGCACAAGGUUUUUCGAGCUUCCAUUUGAGGAGAGAGCAAAAUACAUGUCCUCGGAUAUGAAAUCGCCUGUCAGAUAUGGAACAAGCUUCAACCAAAACAAGGACAAGGUCUUUUGUUGGAGGGACUUUCUCAAGCUAAUUUGCAAUCCCAGCUUGUCGGAUGUCCUUUCUCAUUGGCCUUCUUCUCCCGUGGACUUUAGGAAUUUGGCAGCUACCUACGCAAAAGAGACCAAAUACUUGUUCCUAAUGUUAAUGGAGGCCAUUGUGGAUAGCUUGUUAGGGAUUAAUGUAGGAACCACAAAGGAACACAAGAAGACAAAAGAUCAGGAAUUGGAAGAAGACAAAAACAAUAAUAAUAAUAAUAAUAAUAAUAAUAAUAAUAAUAAUUCCAAUAACAAUAUUAUGAAGAAAUUCCAAGAUGGAAGCCAGCUAAUGGUUGUCAAUUGCUAUCCACCUUGUCCCCAACCUGAUCUAACCCUAGGCAUGCCUCCUCACUCCGACUAUGGAUUCCUCACUCUUCUCCUCCAAGACCAAGUUGAAGGUCUUCAAAUUCAGUUCCAAGACAAGUGGGUCACCGUCGAACCGAUCCCGGGUUCUUUCGUCAUAAACGUCGGCGACCACCUUGAGAUAUUUAGCAAUGGGAGAUACAAGAGUGUGUUACAUAGGGUUCUAGUGAACUCAAUGAGAGCUAGGAUUUCAAUUGCUUCGUUGCAUAGUCUUUCCUUUGAUUGCAUGGUUUCGCCGUGGUCUAAACUCAUCGAUGAAACGAAUCCAAGGCGUUACAAGGACACAGAUUUUGCAAGCUUCUUGGAGUACAUAUCUUCCUGUGAGCCUAAGAGGAAAAACUUCCUAGAGACUAGGAAAUUGACUUGAGGCAGUAGUGUGGAAAAUAGAAAUAUUG